CAAAAAGCUUCCAAAAUGGCUUCCGAUCUUAUGUAUGGUGGCGGUAAUGGUGGUGGCUCUGGCAGUACAUCUGAUAAGCUAGACUUAGGUGUUGAUUCUCAAGAUGAAACAAGGUUUAUCACUUGGUUUCGUAAGAUGGAACCAAAAUCAGACGAUACAGUACGCUUAUUCGAUCGUGGGGAAUUCUACACUGCACAUGGCGAUGAUGCAACAAAGGUGGCAAAGAUUGCAUACAAGACUUUGUCUGUAUUGAAGCAACUCGGUCGUGGCAAGGAGACUUUGCCAUCGGUGACAUUGAAUAUAAGCAUGGCAAGAGCCUUCCUGCGAGAAGCACUUACAGCAAAGCAACUAAAGGUCGAAAUUUGGUCAGGUGGAACAUCAAAGAAACAUUCUUGGCAAAUAGAAAAAUUUGCAUCGCCAGGCAAUCUUCAACAAUUAGAGGACCUCCUCUUUGCUGACGCAGAUUUGGACACAUCUCCGAUCGUCGUUGCAUUGCGUACACGUGUACAGGAUGGAGUCAAAACUGUUGGAGCUGCUUUUGCCGAUGCAUCCAAUCGUCAAUUGGGUGUGGCAGAGUAUGCCGAGAAUGACUUGUUUGCCAAUACGGAAUCGCUUUUGAUUCAAAUCGGUGCAAAAGAGUGUCUGAUUCCCGCAGAUGAGUCUUGCACAGAUUUUGAUAUCAAUAAACUCAAGACUGUCAUCAACCGUGCUGGUUGUGUUCUGACUCAAUGCAAACGGAGUGACUUCCAACCGAAAGCGAUCGAGCAAGAUGUGACCCGGCUGCUCAAAGAGGACUUACAGAGCGAGCAAAUCCCUGAGCUCAAUCUCAAGAUCGCCAUGGGAUCAAUGCAGGCUUUGCUUAGCUUUUUGAGUUUGCUCAACGAUGAUACAAACUUUGGUCAAUACAACAUUUACACUCAUGAUCUAGCACAAUUCUUGCGUGUAGAUCAUCCUGCCCUGCGUGCGAUGGGUGUCUUCAAUGACCCUGGACAGACUGGGGCAAGCAAAAAUGCAAGCCUAUACGGUUUAUUGAAUCGUUGCAAAACACCACAAGGACAAAGAUUGCUAGCCCAAUGGCUCAAACAACCUUUAGUCAAUGUGCACGAGAUUCAAAAUCGACAUACCCUUGUCGAGACAUUCGUUGAGGAUUCGGCAUCUCGUGAGAAUCUGCAAAACGAUUUCCUACGUUUUAUGCCUGACUUGCAGCGAAACAGCAAGAGAUUCCAAAAAGGCGUUGCCACUUUGGAAGAUGUGGUAAACGCUUAUCAAGCAGUGCUCCGUUUAGACGGUCUGAUUGAUACCUUGUCCCAAGUGCAGGGUUUCGGAGUAAUCGAAGGUGAGAAGCUGAUACAAUCCACCUUUAUUGAACCAUUACAACGGUCAAGUAAACUUCUUGCCAAACUCGUUGAGAUGGUUGAAACUACGAUCGAUUUGGCCGAAUUGGAUCGUCAUCGUUUUGUGAUCAAGCCGGAUUUUGAUGAUCGUCUCAGAAAUAUCCGUGACUCGAUCGAUCAAACUAUCGAAAACCUGCACGAAGAGUACAACAAGGUAAAGCGCGAUUUGAAGAUGGACGAGAAGAAAGUCAAACUAGAAGACUCUCAACAGCAUGGCUAUUGCUUCCGUGUGACCAGAAAUGACAGCAAAGCCUUGAAGGAGAAGUCAAGCAAAUAUAUCGAGCUUGGAACGACAAAAGCCGGUGUCUGGUUCACGACACGUCAAGCGAAGGAUCUUUCAGUGGAUCAUAUUGAUCUGCAAAACAAGUAUUCAACCCAUCAAAGUGGUUUGGUAAAGCAGGUCAUCAAGAUUGCCGCUGGCUAUUGUCCACCGCUUGAACAGUUCAAUGCGAUCAUUGCGAAUUUGGACGUGAUUGUCAGCUUUGCAUUCGUUUCAUCACAUGCACCUAUACCUUAUGUUCGACCCCAGAUCUUCGAAAUGGGCAAGAACGCACCUAUGAUCGUCAAAGAGGCACGUCAUCCGUGCCUCGAAGUGCAAGACGAUCUCAACUUCAUUCCAAAUGACGCCGAAAUGGUCCCCGACGAGAGCGAAUUCUUGGUGAUCACAGGUCCUAACAUGGGAGGAAAGAGUACAUACAUUCGAUCGAUCGGAAUCAUCGCUUUGAUGAGUCAAGCAGGUUGUUUUGUUCCAUGUGCUCCAGGUGCAAAAGUUCCGGUAUUUGAUGCGAUCCUUGCUCGUGUUGGAGCAGGUGAUAAUCAAACAAAAGGUGUAUCAACGUUUAUGGCUGAAAUGCUGGAAACUUCUACGAUCCUGCGAUUGGCAACACGUGAUUCCCUAAUCAUCAUCGAUGAACUCGGUCGUGGAACAUCAACGUAUGAUGGUUUUGGUUUGGCAUGGAGUAUUUCAGAGUUCAUCGCUUCAAAAAUUCGCAGCAAAUGUCUGUUUGCAAGUCAUUUUGCUGAGAUUGUCGCAUUGGCAGACCAAAUUAAACAUGUGCAAAACCUACACUGUAAGGUCCAUGUUGAACCACGUCACGACUCGCAAGCAUUAGAGAAGGAAAGCGAGAUCACACUGCUAUACAAAGUGGAGCCGGGAAUCUGUGAUCGCAGUUACGGUAUUCAUGUAGCUGAAUUGGCCGGGUUCCCUCCCAGUGUGAUCAAGUUGGCCAAACGUAAAGCAGAAGAAAUGGAAGACGUUGACGGGGAGAUCUCUCCACUGCUCACCGUGGAUGCGAAAACAACGGAAGAGGGUAUGAAGAUUAUUGAAGAGUUCAUGCGUGCUUUCGCUUCCAACAAGAGAAUGCGUUCGGAUGGUACGGAGGCCGAAUCUCUUUCAUCUCUUGUUGCUGAAUAUCGUGAGCGUUGCGGCGAGAAUGCUUUUGUACAAAAAGUGUUGGAGAGCUUGUAGAGGGCGAGAAAGAAACAUUGUACAUUAUACCAUUUAUUGAAUAACCUAGAAUCUUAU
Meira miltonrushii is the source of this 2919-nucleotide messenger RNA. Its product is annotated as putative DNA mismatch repair protein MSH2. Gene Ontology annotation, molecular function: mismatched DNA binding; ATP-dependent DNA damage sensor activity; ATP binding. Bases 16 to 2862 code for a protein of 948 amino acids. Gene Ontology annotation, cellular component: nucleus; MutSalpha complex. Gene Ontology annotation, biological process: mitotic recombination; mismatch repair. The transcript has a single exon. The record is from RefSeq and is a predicted model, not a curated record. Lineage: Eukaryota; Fungi; Basidiomycota; Exobasidiomycetes; Exobasidiales; Brachybasidiaceae.